AUCCACGCGAUAGGUUACAAAGAUCCCGCGAUAGUGGCCACUUGUUUAGAAUUCCAGAAAGAUGGCGGCGGCGCCUCCGGAUGAGGUUACCCUGCAGUCUCGCAUCAACAAGGCCACCAACCCUUUGAAUAAGGAGACUGACUGGGACAAUAUCAAGGGCUUUUUUGAUCAGCUCAACAAUGAACCAGACGGUCCCCAGCUUGCAACCAGACUUCUGGCCCACAAGAUCCAGUCUCCUCAAGAGUGGGAGGCUAUGCAAGCGCUUAUGGUUCUUGAGACGUGCAUGAAGAACUGUGGAAAGCGAUUUCACACUGAAGUGGGAAAGUUUCGCUUUCUCAACGAGCUCAUCAAAGUGGUGUCACCCAAGUAUCUUGGUACCCGGGCUCCAGAGCCAGUGAAGAAGAAAGUGUUAGAAAUAAUGUACAGCUGGACAGUGAGGCUGCCCGAUGAGACCAAGAUAGCGGACGCCUAUCAGAUGCUGAAAAAACAGGGCAUUGUCAAACUGGACCCUGUGCUUCCUGAUGACAAGCCCCUCCCACCCCCUCCACCCAGAGCCAAAAAUCUCAUCUUUGAGGAUGAGGAGAAAUCCAAGAUGCUGUCUCGCUUAUUGAACAGUACUCAGCCAGAAGAUUUAAGAGCAGCAAACAAGCUCAUUAAGGAAAUGGUCCAGGAGGACCAAAAGCGUGUGGAGAAGGUAUCAAAGCGAUUGAACGCCAUCCAGGAGGUGAAAGAGAGCGUCAGCCUGCUGAGCCAGCUGCUGGAGGGCUACAGCAAGCAGAGCUGCUCCCAGAGCAACCAGGAGCUCAUUAAGGAUCUUUACCAGCGCUGUGAAAAGAUGAGGCCAACACUUUUCCGAUUAGCAAGCGACACAGAGGACAGCGAUGAAGCCUUAGCGGAAAUCUUACAGGCCAAUGACAGCCUGACACAGGUCAUCAACCUGUACAGACAGCUGGUAAAGGGGGAGGAUGUGUCCAAGGAUGGCAUAACCUCGCCCUCACAGCCAGGCAGCAGUAGCUCAGCACUCGUAGACCUGAUGGGACUUAACUCAUCCGUCAACACGGCACACUCCAGCCUCCAGACCCUGACUCAUAACAUGGGCAUCAGCCUCUUGGAUGAUGAGCUCAUGUCACUGGGUCUGAAUUCAACGGAAAACUUCUCUCAGAACACUUUUCAGGUGCAAGUUCAUUGUGAGGGCUCGGAAUCAUCUGCAACAUCGGCCCCUGCUGCCGUGUUGCUACCAGCUGUGGUCCAAACACCGCAGGCUCCGCCAGCAGGGGGCCCCACUGCUUCUCCUAAACCCAUGGAAGAGCUGGAAAUGUUGGGGAAGACAUUGUUACAGCAGUCCCUACCUCCAGAGAGCCAGCAGGUCAAAUGGGAUAAGCUCCAACCUCACUCCAGAGUCAGCUUACGAGAUAUGCAGACCAAGUCCGCCGCCAACUGUAGAGCCGCUCCUAAUGUAAGCCCCGCCUCCUCUGGUCCUGCUCCUGCUCCAGGGCCCACGUCCAGCCUGAGCGUCCAUUCAGAGCCGCCUGACACUCUCCUCCUCUCCAAUCUGAGUUUCGCAGCUGCUACCGACCCCUUUGACAACAUCUCUCUAGCUGAAGUUACCGUGCCUCUGGAAGCAAUCAAACCCAGCAGCUUAUUGCCAGUGACUGUAUUCGACAAACACAGUCUCCGGGUUUUGUUCACCUUUGCCCGUGACUGUCCUCCAUCACGGCCUGACGUGCUGGUGGUGAUCAUCUCCAUGCUGUCCUCCGCCCCCAUUCCUGUCACCAACAUCCGCUUUCAGGCAGCUGUACCAAAGGUGAUGAAAGUGAAGCUGCAGCCUCCCUCUAGCACUGAGCUCCCAGCCUUCAAUCCCAUCCUGCCUCCCGCCGCCAUCACACAGAUCCUGCUGUUGGCCAACCCUCACAAGGAAAAGGUACGUUUGAGGUACAAGCUGACCUUCAACCUGGGCGAGCAAUCUCACGAUGAGUCUGGUGAUGUGGACCAGUUCCCGCCCCCAAACACUUGGGGGAACCUUUAGGGAGCAACCGACCCCCCCCCCCCCCCCCCCCCCGUCAUCUAAUUUGCUCCUUCCUUUUUUAGAUCUAGGUUGAAGUUGUCCCUCAUCGCUGGCUGGAGGCAAGACGGCCUCUUUAAACUUGAGUGGUUUCAAACUCUGGUCUGGUAAUACAAACUGACACGAGGCCAGUUGUGGGAACCAGCUUCUACCUUGUGCCUUCCUUCGCAGCCUUCCCGUCCUUAUUCCAUCAGCUCCGCGUUCCUGUGUUUCCAUAGCUACUUUCUUCUUCUUUUCAACAAUCAUUCCAGCACACUAUAAAGCAAACUGUCAGAAACAUUGAUUCAAUGCAGUGUCGUUUGGGGGAACCAAGUGGAGCCAUUUUUAUUUUUUUAUUUUAAACCUGAAUGUGUGCAUUUGUCUGGUUAACACACUCUUGAACUAGCAAUCAGAUGUGUCAUGUUACGUGUAGUUCAUGUAACAGCUGGUGUCUCACAUUAUUUCUGUUUUUUUUU
Etheostoma spectabile (orangethroat darter) is the source of this 2517-nucleotide messenger RNA. Its product is annotated as ADP-ribosylation factor-binding protein GGA1. The record is from RefSeq and is a predicted model, not a curated record. Gene Ontology annotation, biological process: protein localization to cell surface; intracellular protein transport; Golgi to plasma membrane transport. Gene Ontology annotation, cellular component: trans-Golgi network. Gene Ontology annotation, molecular function: ubiquitin binding; small GTPase binding; phosphatidylinositol binding. Lineage: Eukaryota; Metazoa; Chordata; Actinopteri; Perciformes; Percidae. The transcript is spliced from 17 exons. The coding region runs from base 62 to 2026 and encodes 654 amino acids.